This is a messenger RNA of Carassius auratus (goldfish), 1970 nucleotides long. RefSeq names its product UDP-glucuronosyltransferase 2C1-like. The record is from RefSeq and is a predicted model, not a curated record. Lineage: Eukaryota; Metazoa; Chordata; Actinopteri; Cypriniformes; Cyprinidae. Gene Ontology annotation, molecular function: glucuronosyltransferase activity. The coding region runs from base 229 to 1809 and encodes 526 amino acids. The transcript is spliced from 6 exons.
UAAUAAUGAUCUUGCACUGUCUUAAACUUCAUGUCAUCAAAAUAUUCAGAAAUAGCCUGAUCUUUCAACAUUUAAAAAAAAAAGAUAAAUAAGUAGAUACCCUUACAUGAAGAUUUUAUUUAUUGAUCUCGACCAUGACUUUGCUCUUGUAUGUUAAUAAUUACACAAGAGUGCUACAGAAUAUGAUUGUGGGACACUGAGUGGUCUCUCACUCUAUCUCAGGCAAUCAUGAGACUCGUAGUCUGUUUUCUUUCUCUGCUCACUCUUUUCGGUCCUGCAGAAUGUGGGAAUGUUUUAGUUUGGUUUACUGAGGGCAGUCACUGGAUCAAUCUGAAGAUCGUGUUGGAAACGUUGAUUGAAAGGGGACACAGUGUCACGGUGCUGGUUCCGGACGCCUCUCUCUUCAUGCAUGCCAAAGAAUCGGAUCGCUUCUCCUACCAGCCCUUCAAUGUGUCUAUAUCUGCACAGGACAUAGAGAACUCCUUUGAGGAUUUUUUACAUUUCUCAAUGUAUGAGAUGGAAGAGUUGAACUUGCUGCAAAUUUAUAUCAAAUUCUACCAGCUUUUCUCCAAAGAUCUAGAUUUGUGUUUUAAAUACUGUGAUGGUACUCUGAAGUCUCCAGAGUUGAUGGACAAAUUGGAGCGUGGGAAGUUUGACGUCAUGCUGUCGGAUCCGAUCUAUCCAUGCAGCGAGGCUUUAGCUGAAAAGCUGAACAUUCCCUUAGUGUACACAUUACGGUUCUCUAUCGCUAACACUUUCGAGCGGAUGUGUGGUCAGAUACCAGCUCCACCAUCAUUUGUUCCUGGAACAAUGAGUAAACUCACAGACAAGAUGAGCUUUGCAGAGCGAAUCAAAAAUAUGCUCUUCUACCUUUCUCAAGAUGUUUUGGCCAUUAGUCUGUGGAAAAAAAUCGACAACUAUUACACAGAAUAUUUUGGACACCACACUUCUUAUUGUGAGAUGAUGGGUAAAGCUGAUAUCUGGUUAAUCAGAACCUACUGGGAUUUUGAGUUUCCACGGCCAUUCCUGCCCAACUUCAAAUAUGUUGGAGGCCUUCACUGCACCCCUGCCAAACCAUUACCCAAGGACAUGGAGGAGUUUGUGCAGAGCUCAGGGGAUGAUGGGAUUGUGGUCUUCACACUGGGGUCUUUGGUAAACAACAUUACCAAAGACAGGAGCAAUACGAUUGCCUCUGCACUGGCACAGAUUCCACAGAAGGUUUUAUGGCUAUAUGUCGGAGAGAAGCCAGAUAUGCUUGGUGAAAACACCAGAAUCUAUAAGUGGGUCCCUCAGAAUGAUUUAUUGGGUCACCCCAAAACCAGAGCAUUCAUCACUCAUGGAGGCACUAAUGGCAUAUAUGAGGCCAUAUAUCAUGGUGUUCCAAUGGUCGGGAUCCCCUUAUUUGGUGACCAGCCUGAUAAUUUGGUUCAUAUGAAGGCCAAAGGUGCUGCUGUUAUCAUGGACUUCAACAGUAUGCAGAUUCCAGACCUGGUGGAGGGACUCAGUGCCGUCAUUAAAGAUCCCUCGUAUAAAGAGAACGCUAUGCGUUUGUCCAGGAUUCAUCAUGACAGACCAGUAACGCCUUUAGAUGAGGCUGUGUUCUGGAUUGAGUUUGUCAUGCGCAAUAAAGGCACUAAACACCUGCGUGUCGAGGCCCACAACCUUACCUGGUACCAGUACCACUGUCUGGACGUGUUCGCUUUUCUCAUCACUAUCCUGACUGUAGUCCUCUACGUCUUCUUUAAAAUGUGCAAAUUCUUCAUAAUGCGUUGCUGUUUUAGAUCAAAGAGGAAAAGCAAAAAAGAGUGAUUGAUUCUGACUUAAACAAAAAUGUCAUUUCUAUCUUUUGCUUUAGUUUUUCAGUAGGAAAUAUCAUUUUAUGUUUCUAACAUUUGUUUUGCAAUGAAUUAUAUGCACAGAGAAUCACAGAGAUUUGAUCUCACCAUCAUCAAUCUGUCUGUGAUUACAUU